Molecule: messenger RNA, 2511 nt
Organism: Adineta steineri
Lineage: Eukaryota; Metazoa; Rotifera; Eurotatoria; Adinetida; Adinetidae
Source: the annotation of a GenBank genome assembly
AUGGCUGACGAAGAUUUUAAUCAAGACUUGACAUUUGAUGGAGAAAUGAAUGAAAAGAAAAAUCGAAAAUUAAAAAAGAAAAGCAAAUCUGGUGGAUUUCAAUCAUUUGGAUUAUCGGCACCUAUAUUCAAAGCUAUUAUGAAACGUGGCUAUAAAGUUCCAACACCAAUUCAACGUAAAGCAAUUCCGGUGAUAUUGAAAAAUAAAGAUGUUGUAGCAAUGGCACGUACUGGUAGUGGAAAAACUGCUGCUUUUCUUAUUCCGAUGUUUGAAAAAUUAAAAGGACAUGAUCCAAAUUCUGGUCCACGCGCACUUAUUCUAUCACCAACUCGUGAAUUAGCUUUACAAACACUUAAAUUUACACAACAAAUUGGAAAUUUAACUGAUCUUAUUCCAACAGCUAUUCUUGGUGGUGAACGAAUCGAAGAACAAUUCAGUAAUUUACAUGCUCAUCCUGAUAUAAUUAUCGCAACACCUGGUCGUUUUAUGCAUAUAUGUAUUGAAAUGGAUCUUAAAUUACACGAUGUUAAAUAUGUUGUAUUUGAUGAAGCAGAUCGUUUAUUUGAAAUGGGUUUUCAAGAACAAUUAAAUGAUAUAAUAAAACGUUUACCAUCACAACGUCAAACAUUGUUAUUUUCAGCAACAUUAUCAAAAAUUCUUGCUGAAUUUGCUAAAGCAGGUCUUUAUGAACCGGAAUUAAUUCGUCUUGAUAUUGAAAUGAAAUUAAAUGAACAUUUAAAACUAAUUUUUUUUCAUGUACGUCAUGAUGAUAAAACAUCAUUACUUUUACAUCUUCUUCGUACAGUAAUACCAUCCGAUCAACAAAUUGUUUUAUUCGUUGGUACACGUCAUCAUUGUGAAUAUUUAAAAGAAUUACUUGAACAACAACAACAACAAAAUUUAUUUUCAGCAGUUACGAUUUAUUCUACACUUGAUCAUUCAACAAGAAAAAUUAAUCUUUCAAGAUAUCAAACUGGUAAAGCGCGAGUUUUAAUUGUUACUGAUAUUGCUGCUAGAGGAUUGGAUAUUCCAUCACUUGAUAAUGUUAUUAAUUAUCAUUUUCCAUCUACACCUAAAAUAUUUCUUCAUCGUGUUGGUCGUGUUGCACGUGCUGGACGUACGGGUACAGCUUAUUCAUUAAUAUCAACAGAUGAAAUAUCAUAUUUAUUUGAUGUACAAGAAUUUAUUGGUAAAACAAUAAAAUUUACUACAAAAGAUGAUGAAGAUAAUGAUGAUGAUUUUCAUUUAUUAUUUGGAAAUGUUCCACAAACAAUAAUUGAUGAAGAAUCCGAAACAAUUAGAAAAUUAACUGAAAUAAAUGUUGAUUUAGUUAAUUUAUAUCAAGUACAACAAAAUGCAUACCAACAUUAUAUUCGAUCACGACCAGCAUCAACAUAUGCAUCUGUUAAACAAAUGAAACAAUAUCACAAAGAAAUUUCUAAUAUGCCUAUGCAUCCAAUAUUUCGACAGAAUUAUACUGUUGAAGAAUUAACACCAAAUCCACUUAUACAACAAUUAAAAUCAUUUCGAGCAAAAAAUACAAUCUUCGAAGUAAAUCCAUCGGCAGGUAAUACUGCAUGUCAAAUUAUGAAACGAAAACGUGCUCAUGAUGAAAGACUUAUUUUCAAACAUGAUCAAAAAGAACAAUCAUUACAAAAUAAUCAUUCUGAUAGUGAUGAUGAUGACCACAAAAAAACACUUGAAGUAGAUAAUUUGACAAUCACUAUUAAAGGAGCAAAUGAUAUGAAUUAUGAUGAUAUGGAAUCACCAAAAAAGAAGAAGAAGAAAAAUCGACGAGAAGUUGAUAAAGAAUUUUUUAUUCCAUAUCAACCACCUGAUUUCAAACGAGAACAAGGGUUAGAAAUUCAAUCCUUUGAACGUCAAACAACUGAAGCAGUUAUGGAUUUAGCAAAUGAUGAUGGAACUCAUCGCAAAGGUCCAAUGAUACAAAAAACCAAAUGGGAUCGAAAGAAGAAGAAAUUCGUAACUGUUGGUCAAACUGAUGCAAAAACAAAAAAAGUUAAGACUGAAAGUGGACAAUGGAUUCAAGCAUCGUAUAAAACAGAUGUUUAUAAAAAAUGGCUCAAUAAAUCAAAAGUUUUGGAUAAAGAAUUACCGGAUAGUCGUCGAACUAAAACUGAAGAUUAUGUAAAUGAUGAUGAAGCAUCCAGUGCACAAAAGAAACCACGACAAUUUCAACAACGUGUAACACAAUUAAUGAAUCGACAAAAGACGCAAUUAAAAUCUAAAGGCCAAAAAAUGCCAAGUCAUUCAGAAUUGAAAAAACCUGAACAAAUUAUGAAGAAACGUACUGAAACACGUAAAAAACAAUCAUUACAAAAAGCACGUCAAAUGCGUAAAGGUGGUCGAACGAAUUACAAAAAUCAGCGACAAAGUAGUAAAUCUAAACAUACGAAACGUGCACCUACAAAUACUAAACAUGCACCUACGAAUAAUAAACGUGCGCCUGCAGGUGCAAAUCAAUCAUCAAAAAGAACUAGAAAAAGAUAA